CAGACAAGGGAUUUUAGAGAGGAAGGGAGGGCCCUCAUUUGCGAAAUUUUCUUUCUCCUCCAAAACUUCUCAGGGGCUUUUCUCCUGCUAUUUUCCUCGAGAAUCCGGUCAUCAAUCUGCCCGUUUGAAGCCAAAGUGAACUGGUCUGGCUCGGCCUGUUCAAUUAGAUCGGUGCCGUCGCCGGCUCAGUCACAGGGUGGUUCCCCUUCUCUCUUUAGGGCUCUUGGAUCUGAAUCAGGUUUGAACACUAAGCUCUGUUUCCUACUAAGACGUUACUUUUACAAACUUCAUCCUUGGCCUUUUAGUCUAAGGAGCAGGCAUUUUUGGUGCCCUUAUUCUAUUACUGUCCUUUUUCCGAAUAAGCAGCAAGAGUUGUGCUGGUCCUUGUUAUAAUCCACCAUGAUCCGGUUUAUAUUGCUUCAGAACAGGCAAGGGAAGACCCGUCUUGCAAAAUACUAUAUUCCACUGGAGGAGUCUGAGAAGCACAAGGUUGAAUAUGAGGUUCACCGAUUGGUCGUAAACAGGGACCCCAAAUUCACAAACUUUGUUGAGUUUCGCACUCACAAGGUUAUUUACAGGCGGUAUGCGGGAUUGUUUUUCUCCAUGUGUGUUGAUAUCACUGAUAAUGAGCUAGCAUACCUGGAGUGCAUACAUUUAUUUGUGGAGAUCUUGGAUCACUUCUUCAGCAAUGUGUGUGAGCUGGAUUUGGUAUUUAAUUUCCAUAAGGUAUACUUGAUCCUGGAUGAAUUUAUACUUGCAGGGGAGCUGCAAGAAACAAGCAAGAGGGCAAUCAUAGAGAGAAUGGGAGAGUUGGAAAGACAGGAGUGAGAAGCACAGAUUUGAAGGAGUAUUGUAGAGGCUUGGGCGUGUUUCAUUCUUCUACUGGUUUCCAUCUUGUAUUUUGUGUUCAUUUGAUUUCACCAUUUUGACUGAUUUCAUGUCUAAGCUUUUUCUAUUCAAGUUUUGGAAAUCUGUUUACACUGUUCAAGUUAUCAAGCUUAUAACAUUUAUAUGUCAUGUCACCGAGCCUACCUUGUUGUGUAGCCUCAAGUGAUGGAUCGUUCCAAUGACAUUUUUAUGGCCCUCGGAGAUGUAAACAGCUUUGGUAGUUUGUAUUUGGAAA
Molecule: messenger RNA, 1123 nt
Organism: Amborella trichopoda
Lineage: Eukaryota; Viridiplantae; Streptophyta; Magnoliopsida; Amborellales; Amborellaceae
Product: SNARE-like superfamily protein
Biological process (GO): clathrin-dependent endocytosis; protein transport
Cellular component (GO): AP-2 adaptor complex
Molecular function (GO): clathrin-cargo adaptor activity
Source: RefSeq, a predicted model, not a curated record